Molecule: messenger RNA, 1047 nt
Organism: Volvox carteri f. nagariensis
Lineage: Eukaryota; Viridiplantae; Chlorophyta; Chlorophyceae; Chlamydomonadales; Volvocaceae
Exons: 10
Coding region: 1-1047 (348 amino acids)
Molecular function (GO): oxidoreductase activity
Source: RefSeq, a predicted model, not a curated record
AUGUCGCACGACGGCUGCCACGAGGUGGCCUGGAAGGGAAAGGCCUUCUCAUACCUGAUGCAUCAUCCGAAUUUUCACUCAACUGAAAAUUACGGCUCUGCGCGUGAAGCAGCAGCGUCCUUAAUGCCAUGCAUCCCAAUUUUCCCCUUCCCGAAUUCUGUAUGCCUUGAAUAUCUUUUAGGAACUUCUGCUGGACAUGGCCAUGGCCACGGUUAUGGCCGCCAGCCGUUGCCAUCGGAACAGACAGGGAGCGACGUCCAUUCCAGGGCGGGAACUGGCACAUGGAACGGCCCGGCACCCCGGGGAAUGCAGGGGGCCACACGUCAGGCCGCCUCCAGCGCGACAGUCUCCGAGCAGCAACCCGAUAGCGUACGACUUAGCAACGGCGUACGGCUGCCGCUUAUCGGGCUGGGUACGGCAGCGAUCAAGGACCCUGAGGUCAUCAAAACGGCUUUGCAGCUGGGUUAUCGCCACAUAGAUUGCGCCUGGUUCUACGGCAACGAAGAGCUGCCUCCCGAUGGGAAGAAGAGUACGGCCACCAAGGCUGUGCUCAGCCCUAAGUGUGUUGUGGGUCAGGGUAUGUCGGAGUUCAUAUCCUCCAGGGAGGGGGCGCGCGGGGAGCUGUUUGUGGUGUCCAAGCUGGAGGACCUCCUAGCGGUUUGUCGUAUCCGCCCCCAAGUCAACCAGGUGGAGCUGCACCCCAUGUGCGCACAGAGGAAGCUGGUGGGGGGUUUGGUGAAAACCAAUGAGCUGCUCACGCACCGGGUGGUCGCCCGGGUGGCGCAAGAGGCCGCCAAAACACCGGCACAGGUGCUCAUAAAGUGGAACAUUCAGAGAGGGGUGCCGGUCGUCGCCAAGACCGCAAACACCGACCGCCUGGCCGAGAACCUCGUGGGAAUGUACGACUGGAAAUUGUCGUACGACCAGAAGGCGGCAUUGGACGAGCUGGAUUCGGGCACUCGCUUUAUUGAUUUUGACUGGAAGGUCUGGGGGAAUCCCGAAGAUGGCGGUGUGGCUAAGCCCAGUAAUAUCCUGAAGGCUCUGUGA